AUGAACAGCCACCGUUCACCUGCGUUGUACUUCACUGCACAUUUGGGCUUUGUUGAUUCGAAAACCUCUCCUGGUUUGCUUGAUGGCCGAUCUGAUCCCGAGCCAUCUCAUGCCUGCGGUGAUCUAAUCCGCGAGGUUAAAAUCUCCGGAGUUGUGCCAGCCAUCGAUGUUUACAAUUGCUGGACCACCGUGCCAUUUCACCCAGCCGUUGCGACCCGCCUGAUCCAGUACUGGAACGACACUCUCCAAUUCCAAAGCACGCUUGACUAUCUCAAAACCCCCCCUCCAGGCUACCAACAGCCCCCAGUCGACUUGAUAGCUGCUCUUGGCGAGGUACAAGAUGCGGUCGACCGAAACGAAUUCGCCAACGAGUACCAAUUCGAGGCCGCUCUCCAGAAUGUGCUCUUCUCAGCAAAUGAUGCUCACCUGACCUUCUUCGGUGGGGUGCUGUCUUCGUUUAGUUUUGGAAGCUCAAACGCGCUCACUUCCCCCUCACUCGAUGGCAUUCAACUACCCAAGGUGUACUUCACCGAUGAUUUGCUUUUGCAUCAGGCUGAACCAGACCCGUCUUGGCAGCCAUCUGCAAUCCGUCAAAUCGACGGUUCCGACGCAAUCGAUUACCUCACCCGCUUUGCAGCGUUGAAUUCCUACGGGACAUCGGAACCUAAUACGGACUGGAAUCUCCUCAUGUACAACCCUGUGUUUGACUUGCCCUUCGUUGAAAGCUUUCCCUUGUGGAACGGCGACGCAACAUUUUACCCAGGGGAUAAGUUUACGUACGUAUUCGAGAAUGGGUCAACGGCUGAGGACCAAUGGCUUGCAGUAUAUCUCAAUCCUCUAGAGACAGGGCCAUUGGAGACCGGGGGCGACUUCUACAAUUUCUUCGUCUUGGGCUUCUAUCCCGCAUCGUAUGAUCCCGACGUAGACGAUUCAGAUAUCGGCGAUGCUGCAGGCGUCGCAGCGCCACCCCCAACAUCCUUGUCAGAUGAGAGCCCUGCAUUUCCGAAGGCAGAUGUCUGGCAGGCGAACCUGACUGUGGAUGGUCUCCUCACUGGAUAUUUCCUGCACGACGAAUCCCUGGCUGUAUUGAGCAUCCCCACGUUCUGGGCCGACGAAGAAGCCAUCCUGGAAUUCGACGACACUGUGCAAAGGUUUCUCAACGAGGCCAAGGCAGCCGGGAUGAGCAGGGUUUUGAUAGACCUACAGCAAAACGCUGGCGGCGAUAUCGUGCUCACGUACAGCACCUUCAAGCACUUCUUCCCAUCUAUCGAGCCCUUCGCCGGCAGCGUCAUGCGCACAAAUCCCCUUGCGGAUGUUCUGGGCACCAAAAUUACAGCUUAUUGGGACAGCUUCAACGACACCGAGAAGCAGGAUUAUUCAUACGCGUCCGCAGAUGAAUGGAUCGCCACCACUAAGACCAGUGCUGCCACAGGACAGAACUUCACCUCCUGGGAAGAACUCUUUGGACCACAAUCUGAUGGAAUCCAGAGCUUUGCGCUGACAGAGCGGUUCAACGUGUCAAACUACCUUCUUGCUGCCUCUAUGCUGGGCGAUGAAACCCCUCCUACCGUCUUGUUUGAACCAUAUGCUGGAGAUGCACCGUACGCUGCUGAAGAUAUCAUCAUGCUAUCCGAUGGCUUCUGCGCAUCAGCUUGCUCGAUCUUCAUGGAGAUGAUGGCCCACGACGCCGGUGUAAAGAACGUUGUGGUCGGCGGCCGUCCGGCAAACGGUCCAAUGCAGACCCCGAGCGGUAGCCGCGGUGCGCGCAUGUACGAUGUCCAGUCACUCGGAAUCGACGUCUACAACGCCAUUGAAAUAUCUAAGCUCGUUGACGACGACGCCGGCUCCAACGCUGCGGCACUUCUCGACCCCCUCACUUAUUCGGACUUCUCAUUCACCGGCUGA
Diaporthe batatas is the source of this 1905-nucleotide messenger RNA. RefSeq lists its product as uncharacterized. The transcript is spliced from 5 exons. The record is from RefSeq and is a predicted model, not a curated record. NCBI's taxonomy places the organism in Eukaryota, Fungi, Ascomycota, Sordariomycetes, Diaporthales, Diaporthaceae. Bases 1 to 1905 code for a protein of 634 amino acids.